AUGAAAGAGAUGGAGGACCGACCGCCGCCUACGUACGAGGAAGCAGUGUGAGUCUGAGAUUUUUCAGUUUUCAGUCUGUCGGGAAAAUAAUGAGCCCUCUGUCGCAGCGGAAAUCGCAUCGCCGGCUGAGAAAAUGAAUUGUGUCGCGGCAAAAUCAAAUUGCUUUUCACUUCAGCGACGCGAUUGACAUAGCGAGAUUGCCGUCAUUAUUUUCCCGACAGACUGAUUCGACUUUUGCCUUGCGAUUUUCGGGAUGAAUUUCCAAUUUUUUUUUUGAAAUUUCGUAGUCUGCUGUUACAGUGAGGGACCUGAUACAGUGGCAAAAAACGUACCAUUUUGCAUCCAGGAAGGCUCGUUUUCGCUCUUUUCCUCUAAAAAAGAUCGGGUGCGCUUUUAAAAUCGGAGUUUUUUCACUUGGAGAGGGAGGUAUUUUGCUGCAUUUUUGAUACUUCCCGGAUCCAAAAUGAUACGUUUUUUGCCAAUGGACCAGGUCCCCCAUUCUAUUUUACAGGCUGCAAUUUUAAUAACAUUGUUUUUGCGGAUAUUUUUUCUAACAUUUCGUUUCCCAUACUGUAAAAAACGCGAUGCAAAAAGGUUCGUGUAUAAAAUUAAAGUGUCCAAUUCCGACGAUAAGAACACCUUUCUUGGCGGGGAAAAAUUGAUUUCUCAUGGAAAAAAUACCGUUCAAAGAGGAAGAAACAUUUUUCUUUUGCUUUCAGGACAUCCCAGCCGCAGUCCAGCUAUCCUACUCCAUUGAUCUCACCGUCCAGUCAAGCUGAAAUCUCAGACCCUUCCGAAACUCAAGGAAUCUCAAAAGACACCAACUGCAACUACACCGAUUCCCAACCACAAUGUUAUAUUCCACAAGAGAUCUCGGAUAUAGAAAAGAGAAAGCGUGAGGGCCGUCAGGCCUGCCUGGAAUGUUGCGAUUACUGUUCUUCAUUGCUGUUGUGCUGUGCAAUUUUUGAGUGCUGUAAAUACACAUAAAUAUCGCUGAUAUGAAGGUUUAAAUUGUGAGGAAAGCCGAUUAAUUUUUAAUUCUUUUGUCAGAAGAUACCACAAAAUUUUCAAUUUGGUCGAUUAGACUCGAAAAUUUUAGGCUAACAAGGGAAGUACCCCAAGUGCAACGCUCUGGUUUUCUUUAGAUCUUGCACACAUGUCAGGCAUGAAAUAAAUAUCAAUUUCUGAAAGUUUUAGCUCGCGCUUUGCGGGCGCCGCCGAGAUAUCGAACGAUUUUUGCCGCCGAGAGAGCACACUAAACGUGGAGAGCGGUUAGAGAGAAAAACGCUUUUUGGCCAUAACUUUGGCAGUUUCGUGCGGAAAAAUUUGAUUUUUUGUAGAAAUAUUAUCCUUUACGGUGGAAGUAGGCAUGAAAUUUUUUGUGCCGAAAUUCGGUAAAAAGUAUCAAACUUUCGCCGACUUUCGGUCUAAAAAUCUCGGCUGUUUCUGCAAAGCGCGAGCUAGGAUUUUCGCAUAUAUUAAAAGAAAACAAUUGUUCUAAACGUGCGCCAGGUUUCAUCAAAAUCUACGCGUCGCACUUGGGGUACUUCCCCUGAAAAUUAAAUAUAAAAAAUUAAAGAUAUGAAAUUUCACCAAAAAUGAAGUCGAUGACUAAAGCCCAAAAAAAGUUGAACGCAUGAGAAGUCAAGCUACUUUUAACAACCGCGAUACCUGACUCAUUUGUUUAUCAGUUCUUGUGACGUAAUCUCUCAGAUUUUAAAAGUUGUUACUCUUAUAAAAGGAACUGAAAGCUGAAUAAAGUGCAACGAAGCUAAAAGGAACCUCAAAGUCCCUCGGUUAUUUUUUAAUUUCUUAAUUUUUAUUUUAUUUUUUUCAACAGCGCUUUCACCAGGGAAGUACCUCAAGUGCGACGCUCAGAUUUCGAUGAAACUUGUCGCAACAAUCAUUUUUUUGUAAGACAUACUUACUGCCAUUUAUAGGGAUGUUUCCGGUGCUGCAAUCAGAAGAGUACGUCGAUUCCCAACCACAAUCGCACAACGAAGCCACAUCGAACAAAUGGGAGGAAAGGGCCAUUCGGUGUGGCGAUUGCAUACAUGACACGCAGUUCACACAAGAAUGCUGCGAAGCUUUAUGCAUGCUUCUUUGUUGUUGUCUAGGGCUGAAGAAUGAUUCCGAUUGA
Messenger RNA from Bursaphelenchus xylophilus (pine wood nematode), 2140 nucleotides. Lineage: Eukaryota; Metazoa; Nematoda; Chromadorea; Rhabditida; Aphelenchoididae. The record is from the annotation of a GenBank genome assembly.